This is a messenger RNA of Aspergillus bombycis, 4245 nucleotides long. RefSeq lists its product as uncharacterized. The transcript has 17 exons. Gene Ontology annotation, molecular function: phosphatidylcholine lysophospholipase A1 activity. NCBI's taxonomy places the organism in Eukaryota, Fungi, Ascomycota, Eurotiomycetes, Eurotiales, Aspergillaceae. Bases 1 to 4245 code for a protein of 1414 amino acids. The record is from RefSeq and is a predicted model, not a curated record.
AUGAGGGUAGCUCGCGGUAUGUACCGCAUGCUGCAGACAUGCGUCAUCGGUCUAACACUAUUCACGUUUACUCUGGCCUUGCCUUCACCCACCGAAAUACAGGAAACAGCUACAUCAGUUGAUGGAGUCCCCCGCCUGGAAGCUCGCGAGUCCAAGCCCUUUGCUCUCCGUAUCAUGCCUCUUGGGGCUUCCAUCACGACUGGCUUGAAGUCAAGUGAUAAGAAUGGAUACCGUAUCUGGAUCCGUGAACAGCUCCGGCACGCGGGAUGGGAUGUUAACAUGGUGGGGUCCCUGAAAAGUGGAACAAUGAGAGAUAAUGACAACGAGGGGUGGAGUGGAUGGGUCAUCGAUCAGGUCGCCCAAGAGGCCGAGAAGACAAUCCCGAAAGCCCCAAAUCUUAUUUUGAUCAAUGCUGGCACCAACGAUGCUGUGAGAGACCUGGACGUCGAUACGGCGGGAGAGCGCAUGAACGUGUUGCUCACGCGUUUGUAUGAAGGUAUACCGGGAACGACCAUCAUCCUCUCAACGUUGUUGUCCAAUGGAGAUCCCGAUGCUCAAGCCAACGUGGUGAAGAUCAACGCGCAAUACCGCAAUAUCGCAGCCGCGCGCCGAGAGAAUGGCGACAAGAUCGUUUUAGCUGAGAUGAGCGACUUUAUCACAGUCAGCGAGUUAGUCGAUGGGACUCAUCCGACGGACGCUGGAUACAAGAAAAUGGCAUCAGUCUGGUGGGCCGCCAUUCAAGAAGCGGAAUCGGCGAAAUUCUUGUCCAAGCCCAAGGAUAUCGGCGAAAGCGAUUGGGCGUAUACCACCUGUGAGAAGGAGUUUGGCUCCGGCAAUGCGGGUGGUAAAAUCAAGACCCAACGGGGCAGCGGCUGGGAUGAUGGCGACUACAAACAUAAUUCUCAGAGUAUGGGCCGUAUUAAGCAGAUUGGGGUUACGAGCACCGAGGAUGACACCCAUCCGGGUAUCAACUACGCGCAGUUAGUCAACCAAGGAGGUGCGCACCGCGAAGGGGCCCUCGAUGAGCUGGUAUGGACUCGAGAUGGAAAAGGAACGUGGAUGUACCCGAACAACGGCAAUGGCAACUUCGGGGAUCCUGUACAAAUUGAUGUCAAAGACAACUGUCUUGCGCGAGGUGUACGGUGGGGCGAUCUCAACAACGAUGGACUCGACGACUUCAUUUGCAUUAGUCGGGAGGGUGCUAUGUAUGCAUCCAUGAACCAAGGCGGAAGUCCUCCCCAGUUCAAGUACAUCGGCCUGGUCAGAUCGGCGCCGGGUGGCGGCCUAGCUCAGGCGAAUGUCCGACUUGGCGACAUUGACGGCGACGGCCGUGUUGAUUAUUGCCUGGUGAAGGGAAAUGGCGACAUCCAGUGCUGGAGAAACGGGGGUCAGAAAGACGCCCCAACAAAGGAAUUCAACGGAUACUGGCAGGACCUUGGCACAGUGUUUACCGGUAAAGGCAUGGGCAACAUCGCCGGCGUUCGUCUGGUUGAUAUCAAUGGUGAUUUCCGCGCUGACUGGCUCUGGCUCGAUGACAAGGGCAAGGUCACCACGUAUAUCAACCAGCGUGGGACAGGUAAAGGCAGCCUGGCUCCCGAUUGGCGUCGUAUUGGUGUUACUCAUGCUGGAAUGGAUAUUGAGGGUGCCAGGGAUCGCAUCAAGUUCGGCCAAGUCUACGCAAAGGGAGGCGCCGACUACGUCUGGGUUCAGUCUAUCAAGAAUGCCGAUACGUAUAACCACUAUACAACUGCGUGGAAGAAUAUUGGAAGCGGGGGGACUACACUGAAAGCCGAUGGCGACUUCUACUGCGACUGGCGUGGCACUGGUGCCGAUGACUAUAUCUGGAUCUCACCAACCGGUCGAGCCCUGCUCUAUGGCAACGUUCAUAAGCCUCCAACUUGGGUGCCUGAGGGACCGGAAAUAUUCAACCUGGGUCGGGAUCGCAAAGGCAUUCAUCUAGCAGACUUCGAUGGUGAUGGCAAGUGCGAUGUUUGGGCCGUAAAUCGUGAAACUGGUGCCGCCGAGGUUUGGAUUAACCACUGGAAUGAGGACACCAGCAGCGGCUUUUUGGACUACCGAGGCGUUGUCACUGGAGAUGUCAAAUGUACCGAAGGAUGGGGAGUCGGAUAUCGUGACAUCGGUGUGCGGAUGGCUGAUCUGGAUGGUGACCGACGCGCAGAUUACCUGUGCAUGGAACCCAAUGGAAGAACGGUUGGAUGGUUAAACAAAGGCGAGAAUAAGUUUGAAGCGAAGAAUCAGGUCAAACGCACCCACGGAUAUGAUCGUGCCAACCAUGUUUGGGCCGAUGUAGAUGGCGACGGUCUGGUCGACUUCCUCUGGGUUGAUAAAUUCAAUGGGAACACCAAAGUCUGGAUCAACAAAGGUCCCAUUCCUACCGCCGGCUCCAGCUGGAAGUGGGAAUUGCUGGACGGUCCUCGAUAUCAAGGCUCGGAUCGUGGGGCCAACUUGUACUUCCCAAACCUCGGAGGACUGGGCCGGGCUGAUAUGCACAAUGUCAUUCCCCGAACUAAUAUCGCCUACACCUGGUUCAACACCUGCCCCGGCAGUGAUAAUACCGCAGCGGAUGAUGUCGACCCAUCAAUAGACCCUGGCUUACCACCAUACACGGCACCGGAUCAGCCUACGCCUACAGGCACGCCGCCUGUCAGUCCGAGUCCGACUGGAAUCCCCAUUGGCGAAGCCCCUGAUGGCUACUAUGAGCAUUGGCCAUUGGACGAUACGGAUCGCAUAGAUUCAGUCUGCAAUCACCUCGAUGAACUCGAUAAAAACCUCUGGAACGAGCAUGACAUAGGCAGUUGGUUGACUACUACUGCCGGUUGGUACCAGAAGCUUGCCCUCAACUCAGACUUGAAUCUGGAUCCCGAUGAUCCUUUCGAGUGGCCUGGUGGGCUUGCCGAUGCGCUUGCAAAAUAUAACGGCAGCAGAGAAGAAGUCCCUGCUCCAUACGCAUGGAAAUGUGUCAAUGUCCGUGCAGAUUGUGAGGUGGAGCAUCUCGGAGAUGUUGAUCCUUGCAAGCAGGGUCGGAUGUACCGGGUCCAAGCUCUGACUGCAGUCCAUAACUUGGCGCAAUUUUUGAAGGUGAUGUAUAGUAUGAUGGCAGAAAUCUGGAGGGAUGUCGGCUUCGAGAACGCAGACCUGGUUCUCCGGUACUCCCACAAAGGGGAUGAUAACACCGCGUUUGGAGAGGAUGCGGGCAUGACCAUUGGCGCAGGGUUUGCCAGUAUCAUCGGGGCUUUCUUUUUGGAGUCCAUGGCUGGCGUCGCCGCAGGGGCGAUGACCAUUGGAGCCGGCGCUGUGGGCGCCCUGGGUGGACCAACCCCAGCCGACCUGAAGUUUAACACGUAUGCAGAUCUCGGCAGGAAGUCGGCGGAUAUGCACGACGCUAUCACGAAGAGUUUGGACACGUUCUUCAACAGUCUAUUUUUCAAAAAGCCCCCUACGGAUCCCAACUGGGUCACCAGCCCUGCUGCCCUCCCACGCAUACUCAAUACGGGCAAUUUUGCCUCCCAGAAAAGUGUCGUUGCCCCCACUGAUGAUGAGACGAGGAAGUAUUCCAUGGUUCCGGAAAAGGAUGGGCUGGUGAAGUAUGUCGUCGCGCCACUGCUCAACCUGCUCUGGGAAAAGGACCGGUAUUAUAUUGUCCGGAUCGACAACAAUUCCAUUCGCAGCUCCGACGGCAGAAAGUAUCACCCCUGCGACGAGAACGGAAACAUGGUCGAAAACAGGGAUACUACCGAUCGGAAAUAUUGCAAUCCAGACGGUACGGCCUUUUUCUGGUACGGUCUAGGGAUCAAGGAGCAAGUCCCAAAAGGGAUGGACACAUUACAAGAUGACUAUGGGUUCAACGGAUACGACGUUAUCCGAUCUUCCUAUCUUGUUCAACGCACGACAAACGAAUGGCAGUCCAAAGUGAACACAGACUCUUACUUCAGCUGGGUGCCCCAGACAUCCGGUGCCGAUAUCCCAGCCUGGCAAAUGAUGCGAUGGAACUUGCCAGUUUGUGACCUUGCAGAGUAUGGGGUGCCAGAAGACUGUGGCUCUGGGCUUUUGUGGAGUGUGUGCAUGAGUGAGGCUAUCAGAAACGUGUGUGGGAGGAGAGCUGGGUGGCCAGAGGAUUAUGAGUUCGUCAAUGGUAUCAGCGGUCCCAUACCACAUGAAGAGGAAGGAACACCUUAUUCCGAGCCUCUGUCAGCUGCUGAAGCAGUCCAAUUGCUUCUGGGCUAA